AACCACCGAAGAAGCAGUUUGCCUGGUGUUGAAAAAAUACAUGCAGUACUCAUGUCAAUCGAUAAAUGGCAACCCCUGAUGUGCAGACUGUAGAACCACCGAAGAAGCAGUUUGCCUGGUGCUGUUUUCGCGCGCGCCACCCUACUCUCUCCGGCAGGCAGGGAUCAACAAUGGCCACAACACAAGCCGACGUCGAGCUACAAACCUUUCAAAUAAUGGAACAUAUGUUCGCGGACGUCUGCGAUUACCAAGUCGACUGCGGAGGGUCGAAUUUGCAAGUGGAUGAGGAAGGAAGACAGCUCCAGUGUGGACUCAGAAGACGCAACUGGGCUCUGGGUACGUGCAGGCUUCCUGUGGAAGACGUCGGUGGCGAGGGAGAGGCCUGGCUAGCAGCUAGCAGCAGCUAGCAGAAGCAAGACGACCUCGCGACGACGGGACCGGUAGGUGACGGCGGCGGCGAGUGACGGCAGCGGGGCGGCGAGGUAGAGGCCCGGCUAGCAGCCAGCAGCAGUGGGACCACCACCCCACCGCCUCACGGCGGCGAGAUCGACAGCUUUCUUGCGGCGGCGUGUGAUAGCAGCAGAGCGGCGAGGGAGAGGCCCGGCUAGCAGAAGCGGGACCACCUCGCGACGACGGGACCGGCAGGUGACGGCGACGGCGAGUGACGGCAGCCGGGCGGCGAGGGAGAGGCCCGGCUAGCAGCCAGCAGCAGUGGGACCACCACCUCACGGCGGCGAGAGCGACAGCUUUCGCGCGGCGGCGUGUGACAGCAGCAGAGCGGCAAGGGAGAGGCCCGGCUAGCGGCUAGCAGCAGCUAGCAGAAGCGGGACCACCUCGCGACGACGGGACCGGGGACAGCCUUGGCUGAAGGCGGUAAACACCCGCGACAGCCAAAAUCAACAUGGGGCCAAAGAAGGUGCUCUCUCCUGAUGAAGGUUUGGACUUUGAUCCAGUUUCAAUAGGUGAUCAACUGAAAAGAAUCGGCGAUUCUCUGAACGAGGACGCAACGUUUUGUGCUGCUCUGGCCGGCAUGGAGCGCUCAUUAGCUCAAGAGGCCAUGGAGGUAGCAUUUAGCCGUGGCGUGGACACCUUGUUGCAGACUCAAGUCCAAAACGAAGCAGUUGCCCCGGAGAUGCAGAUGAUCAAAGUAUGUGUUGCCUUUGGACUUUUUGUGAAGAAAUCAUUCCCCGAGCAGAAAAACCAAGUCCAGAGAGCUGUGACUGCCUUCUUCAACAGCCGUUUAAACCCAUGGAUAUCAGAGCGAGGUGGCUGGAACAGGCCCGCAGGCGACUCAUCUGGUCCUUACGGGCGACCUGGUGCCCGCGGGCACCGCGUUGGUGACCCCUGCUGUAGACCAAUUCAAAAUUGAAGUUACAUAAACUUGGGACUGCUCUGUAUAAUUAUUAAAUUCAAUCACAAAAACCAAACAAAUAAAUUGGAACAUUCAGCAGAAUAUUAAAAUAAAUAAUGGGCAGGAAAAAGUAAGAAACCAAUAUCUGUCCCCUAAUUUCACAAAUACAGUAACUGACUUUCAAUGUUGGUAACUACAAAGUCAUAUAAUUUUUCAACAAUUAAACCAAUUAUGAAGAAAUAAUUGUACUCAUCCUCAUGAUUUGUUAAGAAAGAAAAUUACAUUGUUUUAUUCCACUGUCAAGUUUGUUCCAUAAACUAACACAUCUGAUUGAAAUGCUUAUUUCCAUUAUCACUAUUCUAAAUGUAGAUUUAUCAAAUAUAUAUAUAUUUACUUCCUCUUUUUACAAAUCUGUUUUGAAUUUUCUUUGGUAGAAUUGUUGCAUGAGCUCUACCAGUUCAUUAAAUAUUAAUAAGUUUAACAACACGGUGGACAGGGGUUAGUGCAUGUGCCUCACAAUACGAAGGUCCGGAGUUCAAUCCUGGGCUCGGGAUCUUUCUGUGUGGACUUUGCAUGUUCUCCCCGUGACUGUGUGGAUUCCCUCCGGGUACUCCGGCUUCCUCCCACCUCCAAUGACAUGCACCUGGGGAUAGGUUGAUUGGCAACACUAGUG
Molecule: messenger RNA, 2024 nt
Organism: Entelurus aequoreus (snake pipefish)
Lineage: Eukaryota; Metazoa; Chordata; Actinopteri; Syngnathiformes; Syngnathidae
Exons: 5
Coding region: 902-1369 (155 amino acids)
Biological process (GO): regulation of apoptotic process
Source: RefSeq, a predicted model, not a curated record